Urocitellus parryii (Arctic ground squirrel) is the source of this 374-nucleotide messenger RNA. The record is from RefSeq and is a predicted model, not a curated record. Lineage: Eukaryota; Metazoa; Chordata; Mammalia; Rodentia; Sciuridae.
CUGGCUGUGCCGAGAUGGGGUUGCUCCGGCCAGGCCUAUGGCUAAAGAAAUUAUGGAUACUCUUAUUGGUGAUUGUAGAGGUGGCCAUGGGCAAAGUGUUAAUGACACUGUUUCCAGAAAGAGCCACGCAGAAUAUCUUGGCCAUGGGCCAGAAGACUGGUAUGACCAGAAACCCCCAAUUCUCCCCUGACAACUGGGUCCCGACCUUCUUCAGCAUCCAGUAUUUCUGGUUCGUCUUGAAGGUCCGUUGGCAGCGACUGGAGGACAAGGCUGAGCUGGGGGCUCUAGCCCCAAACUGCCCUGUGAUCCGCCUCUCGGGAGAGAAGUGCAAUAUUUGGGACUUCAUACAAGGUCAGGAGGCUGCUGUGUGCUAG